Molecule: messenger RNA, 6551 nt
Organism: Ornithorhynchus anatinus (platypus)
Lineage: Eukaryota; Metazoa; Chordata; Mammalia; Monotremata; Ornithorhynchidae
Gene: AMOTL1
Product: angiomotin like 1
Exons: 15
Coding region: 265-3267 (1000 amino acids)
Biological process (GO): establishment of cell polarity involved in ameboidal cell migration; angiogenesis; hippo signaling
Cellular component (GO): cytoplasmic vesicle; bicellular tight junction; plasma membrane
Source: RefSeq, a predicted model, not a curated record
CAGCGAUUUACCUCCCAGAGCCGGAGCAUGUCUAGGCAAAGGCCGCAUAGUUUGGAUGGAGUCAUCGCUGGAGGAAGCACAACCAACUCGGCAGCCGGACGCUUUCUGGUCUCUUAACUCUGCAGCCCCCGAGGUGAAGACACGCCACUCUUCCUGAAACCAGGCCCUGGGCCUGGGAGGCACUGAUCGUUUCUCAGCUGCUCAGGCUCACAGAUCUUUUCCAAGGAGGCUUGAUUUGGUAGAGCUCCCGGAUACGUGGCUUCUAUGGACUGCGAAGGCAACAUGGACCUGGGAGACCAAUGGACAUUGGAUGAAGGCAACUGGUUGGCACCUAACGGACUCCAUCCUUUUGCCAGGGCCAAAGGAGAGAACGAGUUCGCGGAAGCCACCUCAGCUCAGUUCAGCCCGGAGGAGUUAGGUCCCUCGCCUGUGUGUUAUAGCCCCAUUAGCCCUGCCCAGGUCCUGGAAGACACUGGUUAUCUCCUCUCAGACCUUCAGCUCUUUGCUGGCAGGUAUGAGACUUCACCACUGACAACAGAGGGAAGCAGUGGCGCGAGGGAGAAAGUUGUUGAGGAUCCCCUUUGGAACUUCCAGCCCGCGACCUUCCCGAGGAUCCCAGAGGUGGAGAUGAGAGGUUCCGAGGAAGUGGCGGCCGGGACAGUGUUACAGCGGCUGAUCCAGGAGCAGCUGAGGUAUGGCACCCCAACGGAGAACAUGAACCUGCUGGCCAUCCAGCACCAAGCCACGGGCAGCGCAGGACCCUCCAACAGCACGGCCAGCACCCUUUCUUCCACGGAGAACCUGACUCAAGAAGACUCACAAAUGGUCCACCAGUCGGCACGCCAGGAACCUCAGGGCCAAGAACACCAGGUGGACAACUCGGUGAUGGAGAAGCAGGCCCGGGCCGCCGCCCAGCCUCAGCAGAACAACGAGGAGCUGCCCACGUACGAGGAGGCCAAGGCCCAGUCCCAGUUCUUCCGGGGGCAGCAGGCGGGGCCCGUCGCCCCCGGUUACUACGCGGCCGGGGGGACGGCUCAGAAGUCCAGAACCGAAGGGAGGCCCGCGGUGAACCGAGCCAACGGCGGCCAGGCCCACAAGGACGACGCCCUCAAAGAACUCAAGCAGGGCCACGUCCGCUCCCUCAGCGAGCGGAUCAUGCAGCUCUCGCUGGAGAGGAACGGUGCUAAGCAACACUUCCCUACCUCGGGGAACGGCAAAGCGUUCAAGACGGGAGGGGGGCCGGCCCCGGCCCAGCCUGCGGGCAAGGCGAUGGACCCCCGGGGCCCUCCCCCCGAGUACCCCUUCAAAGGCAAGCAGGGGAUCUCUCCGGUCAGCAAGACUCAGGAACACGGGCUCUUUUACAACGAUCAGCAUCCCGUGGUGAUGCACGACCUCGUCAAGCCCUACCCCGCUCCCCAGCCCGCCCGGACGGAAGUAGCCGUUCUGAGGUACCAGCCGCCCCCCGAGUAUGGGGUCACCAGCCGGCAGUGCCAGCUUCCCUUCCAGGCCGGACAGCAGCAGCAGCAGCAGCAGCCACCGCCACAGCCGCCUCCCAGCCCCAUGCCCUCCCAGGCCCCGGCCACCCCCGGGCCCCUGCAUCCGGCCUCACUGCCGCCCUUGUCGUCGUCCCCGGCGGCCCAGCUGCUUCCGUCCGCCACCCCCCCGGCCCCGCCGCCGGCCCCGGACGCCUACGCCAUCGUGGAGCGGGCCCAGCAGAUGGUGGAGAUGUUGUCCGAGGAGAACCGGGCGCUGCACCAAGAGCUGGAGGGAUAUUACGACAAAGCCGACAAGCUCCAGAAGUUUGAGGUAGAGAUUCAGAGGAUUUCGGAAGCCUACGAGAGCCUCGUCAGGUCCACCACGAAGCGAGAGUCUCUGGACAAGGCAAUGAGAAACAAGCUGGAGGGAGAAAUCCGAAGAUUGCAUGACUUCAACAGAGACCUCCGAGACCGACUGGAGACUGCCAACAGGCAACUAGCCAACAGGGAGUAUGACGGGCAUGAAGAGAAAGCGGCAGAGGAUCAUUUUAUCUCCAAGAACAAGGAGCACUUGAAGGAGAAGGAGAAACUGGAAAUGGAGCUAGCGGCCGUGCGCACGUCCAACGAGGAACAGCGGCGGCACAUCGAGAUCCUGGACCAGGCCCUGAACAACGCCCAGGCCAAGGUCAUCAAAUUGGAAGAAGAGUUACGGAAGAAGCAGGCGUACGUGGAGAAGGUGGAGAAGCUGCAGCAGGCCCUGACCCAGCUCCAGGCCGCGUGUGAGAAGCGGGAGCAGAUGGAGCGCCGGCUACGGACACGCUUGGAGAGGGAGUUGGACGCGCUGAGGAUGCAGCAGAGGCAAGGAAACUGCCAGCCCCCGAGCCUGCCUGAGCACAACGCCCCGGCCCUGAUGGAGCUCGUGCGGGAGAAGGAAGAGCGAAUCCUGGCCCUGGAGGCCGACAUGACCAAGUGGGAACAGAAGUAUCUGGAGGAGAGCACCAUCCGGCACUUUGCCAUGAAUGCUGCGGCCACCGCCGCCGCUGAGAGGGACACCACAAUCAUCAACCACUCGCACAACGGCAGCUACGGCGAGAGUCCCCUGGAGGUCUGCGUCUGGCAGGAAGAGGAGGAGGUCCUUCAGGCCCACCGGAGGUGCCAGGACAUGGAGUACACGAUAAAGAAUCUCCACGCCAAGAUCAUCGAGAAGGACGCCAUGAUUAAGGUCCUGCAGCAGCGUUCCCGAAAGGAUCCCGGAAAGACCGACGCCUCGAGCUUGCGUCCCGCUCGCUCGGUCCCCUCCAUCGCCGCGGUCACGGGGACCCACUCUCGCCAGACGUCCCUCAGUGGCGGCCAGUUGGCGGAGGAGAAGAAGGAAGAGCGCACCUGCUGGCAAGGGAGUACAGGUCUUCUUCUGGGGAAAGAGCACCCGGAUCUCACGCCGGCUCCCUUGCUGCCGCCCCCGCCCCCCACAUCCUCGGCCUCGCCCCCAGCUCCUUCCCCGGGCCUGGCAGGCUCCUCUCACUGUAAGACCGGCAGCAGAGACAGCAGCACGCAGACGGACAAGAGCUCCGAGCUCUUCUGGCCCAACACCGCUUCCUUCCCCGGCCGAGGGCGACUGAGCCACACGCCCUCAAACAGUCCGGUCCUGAAUCACUCCGUGGCCAAAGGCCCUGGGGAAAAGACAGAGAGCGCCGCCGGCCCCGGAAAGCUGCCCGACAACAAAGGCCGAGUCAGCAGCCUGCUCCCCAAGCCCCCGUUCCCCGACGGAGACGUGAUGGAAGUCCUCAUCUAGGAGCGGCGUCCCCUCCCCUCCGGGCGGCUUCCGUGGAACAUGGAAUCCCAGGAAGGCCUCUCGGGCGGAGAGGGCGGGGCGGGAAGAAAAGGAUCGAGGUGGUCGGCGGGUGGAAGAUGGCGCAGGAUGGGGGCGGGUUUGGGGCGCUCCGGGCUGCCGGUGCCCAGAUUGAUUAGCAGGUGGAUGGAUAGGCGAGAAGGAAUCCUAAGAGGAGGAGGGGACGGGAAGCCUACAGGGCGGGAAAUGGAAGGGGAAGGAGUGCUUUCCCUGGAUAGGGGAUGCCGGGCGGAAUGCGGGCUCAGAAACGGACGAUCGGAGAAAGAAAACGGAAUUUCCCACUGUACAGAAACGGUAUCUCUUUCCGAGAGGCUUUUUAGCUCACAGCCAUCCUCUGGCUAAGGGUUUGCCGAGGAUGCAGAGAGGGGAUUCGCUCUCUCCUGCUGUGCCGUGGUGAUCUUUAGCCUAUGGCCUUUGAGUUUGAGGAGACGAAAGCCGAAAGGCCCACGAGACCCGCGGAUGGGCUUGGGUUUCCCUCGAGCCUCCAGCCCGGCUGCCCGCGAACCGUCGUGAGGUGGAGCCGUGCCCCCGAGCAGAGGGGUGCUUGGGAAGGAAGAAGUGUCGUGGCGUUGGAAGGGAGCAUCUAGUCCAGUCCUCUGCCUCCAGGCAAGGCAACAACCACCCCAGGACUUCCAUUCAACAGUCAGACCUGGCCCUGUUAGGGUCUGAGUUCCGGUUACUCUCAAAAACCUCAGUGGCCGCCAGAUCUCUUCCCGCUUCACCUUUGCUUCUCCUCCUCGAAGAAGCAAAAAGAGACAGAGUCCCAUUCUAUCAUGGAGGCUCCCUCCAUGUGGUACACAUUCUCAAGCGCUUAGUCCAGUGCUCGGCCUUCAGCAGGCGUUCGGUAAAUGCUGUCGAUUUUGAGAAUUCUUAAAAUGAGAUUCCCAAGAGGACCUUUCCGAGACACUCCCUUCUCACAAGCGUACGAAGCAAGUCAGGAGGAUAAAGUUCUAGGCUGAUAGACCAUCAUCUCCACAAACAGGUAUUUCCAAACCCAACUGAGACUUCCCCCUGGCCCUGCCCCAGAGUUCAUUCUUUGCUGAAACUGAAAGAGGUUAUUUUUUUCUGGUGGGUGUUCAUUCUUCUGGGUAGAUAGACUACAGGGGUCCCUUCCCUGCUGGUUAAUAAUGCCAGCGAGCUAUAACAGCUUUGGGAUGGUAAGCAGGCGGUCAGUCAACCAGGAAGUAUUUAUUGAAUGGCCAUGGGGGGCAGAGCACUAGAGGUUCGCUAGGGUAGCUUGCCAAACAGAUCUGUUUCCCUGGUAAAAUUUCAAGGACUAAGAACAAGCCGGCUCCCUCUGUGGCUGCAGUUGAGUCUUUGGAUCCCAGAGACCCCGGCUGAGGGGGAGAAGAGUUUGCUGAAUUUCUCAGCAUGUGGGGCAUAGACUACGUCCAACCCGAGUGACUUGUAUCUAUCCCGGCGCUUAGUACAGUGCCUGGCACAUAGAAAGUGCUUAACAAAUACCACUCAAAAAUUAAACUAAAAUACAAGCUCUCCUUUCUCAUCUCCUCUCUGCAUAGCAACCAGGUACGAUGGCUUUUCAUCCCAGACACACACUGAUCUCAAGGCACUCGCUCGGGCUGAAUCACAAUCCCACGCAGGUCUCUUUGCAGCCUGGUUUUCCUCCUCAAACUCUUCCUCGGUUUCCCCAAGGAGACCCCCUUGAAACACCUUGGCAGGCCCUGGCCUUCUUACUGCUCUCCAGCCAAUAAAAACAGGCAAGGAAGUGAAGGCAGCUGGCAGUAGAGUCAUAGGAAGUCGCUAAUGGAACACUGAGUUAAGAUAUUUAUUCUCCCAGCGGUGAGCUGAGCCAAGCAAAGAGAUACUUUUUCUAACCCGAGGACCUUGUUCAAUCUAUGCACUUAUUUUGUCUGGGUAUAAAGGAUGCCAGCGUUCUAUUAUUUUGCACUUCUGUUCAUCGGAGGAGUCAUACGUAUGUAGUAAGUGACAGCUCUUGAGUGUACGUUUCUAAGUAUUAGCAGCUUUGCAAUGCCAAAUGGAAUGUGGAAACCCACACCUUCUUUGAAAACACUAGGUGGCUUAGUCUAUACCUGGUAAAUGUCUGUUUCCAUUUUUGAAACUGGUUAAUUUAAAUGUCGAAAGUGUACGCAUUCAACAUGCGGGCUGUCUGUGGUAUAUGCGACUCUAAACGGGCACCGCUUAAAGCAUGUACAUCCCGUGUGUGUGCUUGCGGGGAGAUGGGAGGAGUAUUUAAUAAAGGCAUCAGGAACCGGUCAGCUGGGAGAGUGAAGUGCAGGAAGGGGCCGUGUUUUGAAAGCAUAAUGGACAGAUGGUUUUCUAAAAGUUCGUUGUUGUUUUUUUACAAUAGUUGUAUUGUGUUCUUUCAGAAAGAAUGUUUAAAUGAUGUAUAUAUGCAUGUAUAUAGCUAUAAAUGCAUAUAUAUGUUAGCAUAUAUAUGCGUGCGCAAAAAGUCUGGCUGUGCAUUCAAGGUUACGCCCGUAAAUGAUAGUUUUCCAGAAAAUCCGUUAGACUGAGGUUGCACGUCGUUGCCGUUUUGUGCCAUUGAGGUACUUCUUUAUUCUUUAACUCUGCUUCUUAGGAUGAUGAAAAUACAGCUCAUCUAUAUGUAGGCAUAUAGAUCUCAAUCUAUUUACAUUUUCUUCAAGCAUCGGUCCCUGCCGUUUUGCUCUCCCGAGUUGUGUUUACAAGUGACCCUUCCCAGGGUUUGUUGAGUCACAGUUAUUUAUUCUAGAAUGACGUGUAGGCCAAUUUAAGUCAGGUUGCCCAGUGGAAGGUUUAACUGAGGAAGAAUGGGAAGUUUUCCUCAGGGGUCUCAGGCCAAACCGAGGUGUUUUCGGCUUGGAACGGGCCACGGACCUUUCUGCACAAUGAGGCACUUGCAGAAUCUGUGUGAAGUUAUUUCUACUGGGGGUUCGACCGCGCCCCAACCUCAACAGAUAAGUGUUAACUGCGUUGCUACUGUUAUUCCUGCCUGCUAGCUAUGUGUGUGUUGUCAGGUGCCGUGAGCUUGUGCUGUGUAAUUCAUUCCAGGUGACACCAGUGGUGACUGGUUGUAAAUUAGUGGCAUCUCCCUAUUGCUGGUUUGUAUAGACUGGACGGUGUACAGCCAGGUGGAGAGGUGUACGUACAGGGGACGACAAAGUAUGUGGGCAAAUAUUGAUAUUGUCAGAUGGCCAAAGAUUUUCCUAUUCUUUGCUGCUUAAACUUGUGCCUUAAUAGUGUACAUAAUAAAUGCAUUAAAUGGC